CUCCGAUUGCUACUCCGAGUCCAGCGGCCAGAUGAUUAGGCAGAACGUGCAUUGGCUGUGACGCUAGGCCAGACAUGGCAAAACGGGCCUUUCAUUCUUGCAGAUACGGGGUGAGAGUGAGGGUGAGGGUGUGUGUGUGUGUGCAUGUUAGGAGGUGGCGUCGGGGGUCGAAAGGAUCAUCGCACGGCCCAGAUUGGGCAUCAGCGAUGACCAAACGGAAGCAAAUCCCAGGUGGCUGCAAAUGGAGAAGACCAAUCGGGGGUGCAAACACGCUCACAUAACGCGGGGACCCCGAGAGUACAGUGUGUCGACCCAAACAAGAAAAGGUUAGGCAAGGAGAAUGUUAUAUAUGACCCUCCACUCCCUCGACUCCAUCCCAUAUCUCGACCAGGGGAACACAACACCCGUGGCUUUGUAUAUUUUCUCGCCUCUCCCCUCCCCUCCAUUCCUUUCCCCACAUACAUCACCAGCCUCCCCAUCAUGCCCCAAGCACCCAAGUCUCCACAGGCAAAAAGAGCCGGAGCGCCCAAGGCCAAAGGUGCCGUCCGCGCCAAGUCGGGUUGCUAUACCUGUAGGAUCCGUCGCAAGAAAUGUGACGAGAAGAUGAACGCCGACGGAAGCUGUGGAACCUGCACCCGCCUCCGUCUUCAAUGUCUCGGUUUCGGUGCCAAGCGUCCAGACUGGUUGCGGGACGGCCGCAACGUACUUGAUCUCAGAGAAAAGAUCAAGUCCUUCCUCGCUUCCCAGGGCAUGAUCAAAGGUCACUCUGGCUCGGGCCCUCGCUCAUCCGAUCAGGAUCAGGAGCCCCAAGUUCUUCAUCUAUCUAACGACUAUACUUCACCAAGUACGACUCCACAGACGCCAACGCUUUCUAUCUCUUCUAGCAACGAGGAUCGCAUCCCCGCAGUAUACCCGCCCUUUCGUGGGCCCCCUGACUCUGACCGCUUACCUGUAAUGCAUGAAAGCCCUGACUCUCCUGGAUACCCUGAAGUCACUCUUCCUCCGUUUCCGACUGGUAGCAUAGAUUCAUCAUGGCAUUCUCAUCAUUCUUCUAUCCCCCGUCAUCACCAUCAGCUUACUCUCCUACCAAGACCCCAUACAAGUGAUUUUUCGAUAUGGCACUCUCUUCCUUUCCCCUUCAACCUGGAUGGCCGCCAGAAUAGUGCCUUGAAAUACUACAUGGACAAUGUCCUUCGUAUGCAAUACCUUCAUGCUGACGGUUCAUUGGAUUCUGCCCUCUGGGACUUAAUUCACUCGAGCGCCUCAGCUCGUGAGGCCGCUUGUCUAUUGUCCGAUCUCCACCGCAAGACUUGCCAGUAUGGCAGAGCAGAACUCAUCUUACCUGCCGACAUGUCUCGUCUACAGACCAUGUUCCCACACCAACAGCCCUUGAACGAGGGUGAUGCCCUUGCCGGACUUUGUGUUGUAUCUUACUUCCUCUUCACGGGUGGCAAGGGCCAGUGGCAAGCCUUUCUGGACGCUGCCUGUCGUUUCUCCAUCGACAUUUUGCAAGCAUGCGGCGGUGCGUCCCGCGUGCUGAUGACUUGCUCUGAGUCCCUACGGUUCAUCAUCAAAACCUCCAUCUGGUUUGACGUGCUUGCAUCCGCGACGCUUGUCCGUACUCCUAUCAUGCGGGAUGUCGUGUCCGAACUCUUCUCCCCAUACAAUGCUGCCACAAUUGACGGGCAUCCUCUCGCGCCAUGCGAAGAGUACUCGAUGCUCUCUAUCAUGGGUUGCGAGAACCACAUCGUCUAUGCUCUCGCGCAGAUCGCGGAGCUGGCAGCGUGGAAGGAGCGCAAUUGGAGCGAGAACCGGCUCAGCGUUCCUGAACUCGUCAAGCGUGGUCAGCGCAUCGAAGAGAUCCUCAAAAAGCCGAGCUCGGUUCCGAUGCCGUCUCACGACUCCCGCAUGAAUUCCUCCGCUGACGACGAGCGCAGCCAUCAGCGAAUGCUCACUUCGGAGGUCUUUCGCGCGUCUGCACACGUGUACCUGCACUCCGUGAUCUCGGGCGAUUACCCGCAAUGCCCCGAGAUCAUCGAAGCGGUCGAUCAGACUAUCGACCGUCUCAAGGCUGCUGAAACCGGGCAGGCCGGUCGCGCGGUCGUGCGGAGCGUCGUGUUCAGCAUUUGCAUUGCUGGGUGCCUUACUGACAACAUGAACCACAAACGGUACCUUACGAGACGUCUGGAGGAGCAAAGGGGUAUUGGCAAUUGCUCGCAGGUACAGCACCUGAUCAACGAGGUAUGGCGCCGCCGAGGCAAGGAACGGGUCGAUUGGCGACAAGUGAUGCGAGAAGCCGAAAUGCUCCUUGUUUGAAUACUCACAUUUCCUUACCUUUUCUUCCCGCUGCUUUUUCCCUUUCUCUUUUAGCAACCCACAAAAAACAUCCAUUUUCAAGUCAUCACAAUUUCUGGCUCACAUGUUCACAAGCAUUGGAUCUGAAAAUAGCAAACCCUACAUAUCACUGCUGCGCAGUUUGUUGGUCAUGUCUACUUCUGCAGUAACAGUUGUAGUUCCACGUUUCAUCAUCACGUUUUUUUCUAUCAUGCCGUGUAUCUCUUACAAUACAAAUCUUAUCCACCACGGAACAAUAGCUACUGUAUACGGAAAUAACAGUGUUGGAAUUGUAUCUCAAAACGAGAAGAAAGAGCUGACGCAUGCGUGCGGCAGACAGACU
Pisolithus orientalis is the source of this 2677-nucleotide messenger RNA. RefSeq names its product fungal-specific transcription factor domain-containing protein. Bases 481 to 2316 code for a protein of 611 amino acids. Gene Ontology annotation, biological process: positive regulation of transcription by RNA polymerase II. NCBI's taxonomy places the organism in Eukaryota, Fungi, Basidiomycota, Agaricomycetes, Boletales, Pisolithaceae. Gene Ontology annotation, molecular function: DNA-binding transcription factor activity, RNA polymerase II-specific; transcription cis-regulatory region binding; zinc ion binding. The record is from RefSeq and is a predicted model, not a curated record. The transcript is spliced from 6 exons. Gene Ontology annotation, cellular component: nucleus.